Messenger RNA from Mizuhopecten yessoensis (Yesso scallop), 3810 nucleotides. Its product is annotated as ectoine dioxygenase-like. The coding region runs from base 246 to 1082 and encodes 278 amino acids. The record is from RefSeq and is a predicted model, not a curated record. Lineage: Eukaryota; Metazoa; Mollusca; Bivalvia; Pectinida; Pectinidae. The transcript has 10 exons.
AGUUGAACGUACUGCUUUUCGUACACACAUACUCCGACUGUGUUAGAUGAGAUUAGCAUGUUAAAACCUUUAACAUAACUAGUCGUGACUGUAGUUAACUUCCUAAUCAUAUGAUAAGUCAUGUAUGAGUGCGGUACAACAAGAUGACCAUAUCUAUAUCAGAUGUACCUAUCUCUACCUGAAUCCAGGCCAAGGACACACACAUCCUACAGGCCAUUCAUUUGCAACCGUACGUGGCCGACGUAAUGGAUAAAGCAUGCGAAUUCCAACUGGGUGACGACGGUUCCUUUGAAGUGACAGAUGACGUCCUGCAAACGUUCUGGGACAAAGGUUACAUACUUAUCAGGGGGUUACUGGACAAAGAGGAGCUGACUAAGGUCAAAGAGGUCAUUGAAAGUCCUGAAGUACUUAAGUUCCAGUACGGAAGACCCGACAAAAGCGGCAAGGAACCAAAGCUCAUACUGUGGCAACAUCCAGGUGAAGACGUCACAGGAAUGGUGGCUCGCUGCCAUAAGGUGGCAGGUACAUGUGAUAAGCUUCUUGGAGGUGAGGUUUACCAUUACCAUACCAAACUUGUAACCAAGGAACCCUACAUUGGAGGCACAUUUGAAUGGCACCAGGAUUAUGGAUACUGGUACAAGUAUGGCUGUGUGUUCCCGGACAUGUUUGUGAGUGUGGCAGUCGAUCAGUGUAAGAAAGCCAAUGGAUGUCUUCAGUUACUGAGCGGAUCUCACAAAUGUGGCCGGAUUGACCAUACAAUCGUGGCUCACCAGACUGGGGCUGACGUGGAUAGGGUCAAGGAGUUACAAGGAAGACUUCCGCGCGUGCAUGCCGAACUCGACGCAGGUGAUGCACUAUUCUUCCACUGUAACGUUCUCCAUACGAGUAGUGACAACACUAGUGCCGAUAUCAGACGGGCGCUCAUUCUAGCCUACAACCGGAAGUCAAACAACCCAGGACCGCACCAAAAACACCCAGGUUAUCGUCCAAUCAAACAGGUUUCUGACGACGCUGUAAGAAGAUGUACAAACAUGACCGACUUCGAGGGAAAAGAUUUCUGGAUAGUAGAGCCACAAAUUUAACAAGGUGGCUGACUGAACAAAUCAGUGAAGGAGCACCUGUUCACGCACAACACUGACAUAUGGAUUAUUCCAAGUAGCAUACUAAUCGGACAAAUGUUAUGUGAAGAAUAAAGGGAUUGGUAAACUGUUAUUGUUGCUAACCUCUAACAUGAUGUUAUCAGACAGCACUAUUUUGUAACGUGCCAGAAACAUUUAUAUACCUAACACUAUAACAUUAACGUCAUGAAUAACUAUAAUUAGUAAAAAAAAACACCACAAGAUAGGUCAGUGUUUUCUGUAUAGAUAUAAUAAAUAUCUUGGAAUAUGACAAAAUAUGCUACGUAUUUUAACAUAUUUCUUUAUAUACACGAGGGUACAUUUGCAUUUAUUAAUCUGUAGCAAAGUAAUGUUGCUGUUUCUUGUGACAGGGAAAUAACUAUGCUACUAUAUACAUGUACAUCAAUACUGAUUUGCGAUAUGUUCUUACGUGACAAAUGAUAUUAUUAAUUCUCUUGGAGGAAGUAAGAGACGGUGCUUUACUUCAUGCCUUGAGGAUCAACACUGAACUCUGCGAUGAAUCGAACGUAUCGGAAUGACCCAAUUGUCAAGAGAAAGUUAUGUUGUGAAAUCGUAUGCGCUACAUUUAAACGUCUUUGAGAUUAUCUCAUACAUAGAACAUGUGUAUGUAUUUGUUUGCAGUAUCAAAUGUUGCGUUGUUUAAUAUAAUAUAAGUGUCCUUGUGUAAUGUAAAAUAGUGAUGAUAAUUUUUCGGUCAUGCUCGCGCUGGCUAAUUGGUUAAGGCGUCUGACCGUCUACGAUUAACUCCCUCCAUCACUGGGUCAACGAUUCGAGGCCUACGUGGUACAGUCGCCUGGUACUGGCCGCAGUUCGGUGGUUUAUCCCCGGGUACUCCGGUUUUCCUCCAGCACCAAAACACCAUGACACGCCUAAAAUAGUAAUAACUGUAAAUCGGACAUACAACAGUAACACACAAUAAUAACUAAUAACUUAUCAAGCGCUCUAUUCUGCUGAAGCUAACUGCUCUAAAGCGCUUGACAAAUUAAUAUAAAAGACAUACGCAAGUAAAAUUAAACAUAAACGUAUCGAAUUAAUAUAAAUAUAAACAGAUAAGAUACUAAGCCCGAUUUUUGAGUUUCUCCAGUGUAUCAUCUUUGGAGGUGUUGUAUCCAAACCAAACUGAAAGAAAAGCGAAUCGACCUUGUUAUCUGUACCCAUUCAAAAGGACAGCUCAUGGGAAAAUACAAUACAAUAGAAAGUAAACGGAGAUAUAGAAAAAUCUGCCAUGUCAUUUUAUUAACAUUUUUGUUUCGUAUAUCAGAUAACAGGAAAAGGUAGAUAAUCUUUUCAUGGUUUUCUUUGAGUACGCUGGAAAACUGUGGCAGGAAUCGAUACAAUGUUUUUUUUAUACAUAGCUCAGCUCAAGUCUUAUUUCUUUUGUUUGAUGAAAAAUAUAAUACUCUGUAUUCUAGAAGGUUUUCAAUUCACAUUCGGUAACACAAAUCGUCACAAUCUGAGGAACACGCGCGAAACAGGUAAGAUAAAUAACCGAGAAAUAGGUAUAUACGGAUAUUGUCAGAUAAGACUGUAACGAUAAUAAGCGAUGAUUAUCCAGAGAAAUCUAACACAAGUAAACGUAGAACAGAAACGUGUAAUACUAACAAACGAAGAAUAGAAACCGAUCUAUAAAGGUAAAGGUGAUAAACAGGAAACACUAAUUAGCAAAGGAGAGGUAGAGAAACCGGGAACAUUAACAACCGAGAAAUAGGUAUAUAUAAGGCGUAAUGUUGGUGCAUUUGUCUCAUGAGAUGAACUGGUACAUAAACCGAUAACAAAGAAAACUGAAGAAUAAAUAGAGAAAAAAAACCAGUUGUCAUUUAUAUGUGGGAAAACAGGUAGUUAAUCAUCCACAAUGAUAAUCAAGGAAUAUAUUGCAAAACUAAUUAUAAUCGAAGGACGAAUUGAGGAAUUGGUAACGUUAUCAAGCGAUGAAGAUUUCCAACAAUAAGCGAUGUACAACUUACGUAUUACAUGCACGUUUUUACUUUAAAAAAAAACAUGAUGAGAAGUUAGGACACGCGUAAAAGAAGGACAUAUUGCUCUUGAUAUUGUUAUUUAUUUGUGACAAAACUUCCAUACAGUGCAUUUUCAGCUCCGUCUUUAAGAUUGGCGCAGUUCUGGUCCAAGAGCAUUUAUUUCUCGUGGAAUAUUCCUGCAGAACCUAAACUUUGAUAUGUGAAAGCAACAUUGUGCGAAACCUUAGAAUCAAAAAGUCACAGAGGAGACGUUCGACGUUCAGACAAGUUUGUCUGCAGAAAGAAUGAUGUUUACAAACAGAGACUGUUGUUGCAUUAAGGAAUGCACAUCUGUCUAAGGUAGGAAAACUAGAAAUGAUGGACACUUCCAUUUGAUGUAAGCAAUGAUAAGGAGGAAAGCUCGGUGUGCCGUUUUUAAGCUAUCUGCACCAAUUUACAUAGGAUUGGAACAUAGUGAUUCAAAAUAACAUAUUGAUGUCACCGGGUUAAAUCCCUGGAAGCUAUAAUGCAAUAAUUCCGUACGCAUGCAAGAAUCGUCCUUUAAGAUAAGAUAGAAAAUAUAUAGUGUAUUACAUAGAAUGUAUCUAAUACAUACACAAUACCUCCACUGUUAGAAACUUCAUGUAAUAUAUAUGAUAUAUUAUAUAUUACAAAACGUGUUUGUUAAUCUUUAACAAUAUUAUGAAAUAAAUGAU